AUGACAAAUGAAGAAGUGAAUUGCCUCGACGGAAAAUGUCUCCAAGAGAAGAUUGUCUUCCCACCAUUGCCACCAUUUCCACCAUUGCCACCAGGGGUUUGCAAAGAAGCUAAAGAUUGCAUCAAGUAUUGUCCUAAGAAAUGCAAGCCUGGAACCUGUGUUUGUAAGUGUACUGGUGGAAUUGGAAGCUGUACUUGUACAUGCUAA
Messenger RNA from Arabis nemorensis, 207 nucleotides. The record is from the annotation of a GenBank genome assembly. Lineage: Eukaryota; Viridiplantae; Streptophyta; Magnoliopsida; Brassicales; Brassicaceae.